UGACGCCCGCGGCGAUCGUCGAGAGUCUCAUCGUGGUGGCGCGAGUCGGUCGAGGGGGGCGUUGUCGCGUGCUGGAAGCAAGGGUCGGGAGGUGUCGAUGUGUCUUGAUGGAGUGUCGCGAAGGGGCCACGACAAGCUUCGGCGCGGAAUUUCGCCUACGCCGACCCGAGCCCCUGAAGCUCCCCCAGCCAAGCCGCCGUGCCGCCGCCCCAAGCUCAGCCCAGACCCGCCUGCGGUCCCGCCAAAAAGGUCAAGCCACACCUGCUGCCCACGCCACGACACGGCACGCGUCUGCUGCCAUGGAACAAACCAAUGGUGACGUCGGUUGCUGCAAGUAGCUCCUGCUAUCAAUUACGACUGGUCGCUUCGCGCAUUACACGUCGCCUCCGUCUCUUUCCUCCACAACAGGUUGGUUAGCAGUCCGUGGCAAGACUUUGCCAACCCUUCUGAUCUCUCUGAAACCGACCCCGGAAUUUUUUCUCGCACUAUAAAAGCUUUGCGCCCUCAGCCUGCAAGCUCUGCGACAGGUCGGAGCUAUUGUCGAAGCUCCCCGGAAUCUCCGGUCUCUCCUGUCGCAGCCAUGGCACUUCAGACCACCGUCGCGAGGGUGUCCUCGACCGGCCUCAGAAUAUGCGCCGUCCUCUUUUUCAGAUUCUUUCCAGCACAUUUCCCGUCCAUCACUUUUGCCCUCUUCGCCAUCUACCUGCCCGCCUUCGUGGCUAGCUACUUUACUGAGCCUAGUGUGGAGAUUGUCAAAGACGAGGUCAAUGUCACGGUCAAGGAAACAACGGCCACACCUAAGACACCCCUCUUGGCCGAUGACGGGGUCGCUGUGGAGCAGGAGCCCGCUGUUGUGUCCGAGGAAAUCGAUGUCGCGGAGACCAUCAUCGUUGAGGAGAAGACGGUUGCGCCGUGGAAGAUCCUUGCGCUUGGCUCUCCCAGCUCCAGCCGCCCGAGCCUGUCCAUUGCGACACUACUUAUCAACUUACUGCUGGUUGCGCUUACGGGCGACGCGCUGUUCCGAGCCCGGUGGUAUUACCCAUCCCACGACCUAUCUUUUGUUCGUCUCGGAUAUGUCUCCCCAACCGAGGCCAACUUUUUGAUCCGCGAGCCCGAUCAGGGCAAGAUGCCAGUCACUCUGGAAAUCCGCAUUCUGGACCCGGAGCCGCCUUUCGACAAUCCUCUGUGGCAGCCUGGCGGCGGCGUUCGGUGGACGACCAACGAGACCGACUUUACCGGAUAUAUAAAGGCUCCUUUGCGACACUCGGAGCAGAGACGGUACGAAUGGAGGACGUCGAACAACCACUCUGGAGAGUUUCUGGCGCCACCAAAAGCGGGAGCGACAUCCCGGUACGAUGGCGGAAAAUUUACGUUCCUCUCCACGUCUUGCAUCCUUCCCCGCUUCCCGUAUAACCCAUUGGACCACGCGCUGGCCAUUCCAGGUCUGCGUCACCUGGCGAACAAGUUGCCUGAUCUCGGGGCACAGUUUAUGCUCUUUCUUGGAGACUUCAUCUAUGUCGAUGUUCCGGAAAGGUUCGGCAAGUCGGCUGAGGAGUAUCGAAUGCAGUACCGCCAGGUGUAUGCCUCCCCAGACUGGCCCCCCGUGGCGCAGAAUUUGAGCUGGAUCCACGUCCUGGACGACCACGAAAUCUCCAAUGACUGGUCCUCGAAUACCACUGGCAUCUACAAGGCCGCCAUUGAUCCGUGGAACAUUUAUCAGGCUGGUGUCAACCCACCAAGCUCUCAUGCUGCCACCAGCCGGCUACGGAAGCGCACCGGUGUGACCUGGUUUGAGUUUACCCAAGGACCUGCAAGCUUCUUCAUGCUGGACACGAGGAGCUACCGAUCUAGCAAUAACCAACCUUUCGAUGAUACCAACAAGACAAUGCUGGGCAAAGCUCAACUGGACGACUUCUUGGCCUGGCUGGCGAAGCCAGAGCCCCAAGGGGUCAAGUGGAAGUUCGUGGCCUCGUCCGUGCCCUUUACGAAGAACUGGCCGGUCAACGUCAAAGACACAUGGGGUGGUUUCCUGGUCGAGCGGAGAACUAUUCUUGAGGCUAUGUGGGAAGCUGGUGCGCGUGGCACUACCGUGGUUAUCCUCUCUGGAGAUCGGCACGAGUUUGCGGCAACCAAAUUCCCACCUCCUCCUGAGUCGCGGUGGCCCGAAAGCGCCACCGCGUUCGAGUUCUCGACAAGCCCCCUCAACCAAUUUGCAUCCCCAAUCCCCUCGUACAAGCAGACGGACAGCGAGGACAUCAAGUUGCACUAUAUCCCUUCGGGCAUGUCCAAGUUUGGGUCCUUCACAAUUCAGGAGGUGUCUGGCGAGAGUACGCUUCAGUAUCACCUAUACAUCGAUGGACAGGAGAGAUGGAGCACGCUGCUUGUUGAACCGCCUGUAGCGGAAGGCUUCAGCUCAGGCAGGUCGUUUUGGGACAGACUCCGGUUUUCGUAACUCAAAUGCAAUGUUGAUAGUGGGUUCGAGCCGCGAGGCUCCGGGGCGUAGGGCUUUGGGAUUGUAAAUAAUUAUGCGGCUUGUGUCGAUACCUUGUGGCUAUGGUCAUAGUUUUGGGUAAAUACUUGAGUAUCGGCUGCUUCAAGGGCGGCCUUUCGUGCCGCUAUCGGCGCUGCGGUCGUGCAACUGUUGUCCUC
Messenger RNA from Purpureocillium takamizusanense, 2649 nucleotides. Its product is annotated as Alkaline phosphatase. The record is from RefSeq and is a predicted model, not a curated record. The coding region runs from base 581 to 2452 and encodes 623 amino acids. Lineage: Eukaryota; Fungi; Ascomycota; Sordariomycetes; Hypocreales; Ophiocordycipitaceae. The transcript is spliced from 4 exons.